GUGAUAGGUGCAUACAAUGUCAUGACAAUAGUUAUGUUGCUCUAUUGAUUGUGUUCGCCAUCCUCGGGAUUUUAUUGGUUGCUAUGAUUACACUCUUCAACCUCACAGUUGCCAAUGGUACCAUAAAUGGACUGAUAUUCUACGCAAAUGUUGUGUGGAUUAACAAUGCUAUAUUGUUCCCACAGCAGGGCAGACAGAACAUUGGCUACUACAUCAUCACUGUGCCUAUAGCUUGGAUUAAUCUGGACUUUGGUAUUGAGACUUGUUUUAUUCAAAAUUUGGAUCAAGUAACUAAAAGUGGUUUACAGUUCGUGUUUCCAGUCUACAUCUGGUGCAUUGCUGGUCUCAUCAUUUUAGUGUCUCGGUAUUCCAUAAAAGCCACUCGAUUCUUUGGUAGAAACUCUGUUGCUGUUUUGUCUACUCUCAUCCUCCUAUCUUAUGGGAAGCUGUUCAGGAUUAUCACAAAUGUGUUUACUCCAUCUGACAUUAGUGGCUCUGAUGGUUCGAUUCGCAGUGUUUGGUCCCUGGAUGGAAAUGUUGAAUAUGGAACAACACGGGGACACAUUGUCUUAAUGGUGGUGGCACUACUCUUUAUGCUAUUGUUUUGGUUGCCAUUCACUUUGACUCUCCUUCUAGUACCCUUCCUAAAAGCCAAGUCAGACUACCGACCCCUUUGCUGGAUUAACACAUUCAUGCCGUUUUUUGAUACUUUUUACGGUCCUUUCAAAGACAAGCGACAGCAUCAAAUGUGGACGGGGAUUCUACUCAUCUCACGCGUAGUGAUAUUGAUUGUUUUCUCAACAACCUCAACAUCCAAUCCGAAUGCUAACAUACUGGUAAUGACCAUUAUAGCUACACUCCUGCUAGUCUACACAUCCUUUGUUGGCUAUCUCUACAAGCAAUGGUUUGCAUCUGUGCUUGAAGUAUUGUAUCUGUUUAACCUCAUCAUCUUAGGUGGAGCAUUCUUGUUUUAUCAAAUACAAUCGGAAGAUGUCCGACAAAAUGACACCCUCAAUCCAGUGACUGCUACCUCAGUUUGUAUUGCUCUCCUGCAGUUUGCUUGUAUUAUAAUCUUCCACAUAGCCAAGAAAGUCGGACCCAAGCUUCAGAGGCUCGCCAAGAAACGAGAAAUGUAUACAAGCAUACAAGAAGAUGAACUCAUAGAAAGUGGAAGGAACGAAGUGACAACACAGGAAGUGACGUUGGGCAAUGCAACGCAGCAGCGUCAAUACUAUAAUGCCACUGAUUAUAGAGAGCCACUUCUGGAUGAUGUGUAGCAAAGCACACAGAAACUGAUGUCGAGUGUGUGCAUGUAUUACAUGUAAUUAGUGAUUAGUUUGAUUGUGAUGUGCGUAAUAAACUAUGUUAAUUCUUGUAAUGAUUUUGUGCUGAUUAAUUAUUAUUUUUGAUUUUGCUGAUUAUGUGUGUAUGUUAAUUAUUAGUUUGUGCUGCAUAAUAUAUUAUUUAUAGUUUG
Messenger RNA from Halichondria panicea, 1474 nucleotides. RefSeq lists its product as uncharacterized. Bases 84 to 1277 code for a protein of 397 amino acids. The record is from RefSeq and is a predicted model, not a curated record. NCBI's taxonomy places the organism in Eukaryota, Metazoa, Porifera, Demospongiae, Suberitida, Halichondriidae. The transcript has a single exon.